Messenger RNA from Coccinella septempunctata (seven-spotted ladybird), 1488 nucleotides. Its product is annotated as alpha-(1,3)-fucosyltransferase C-like. Bases 261 to 1376 code for a protein of 371 amino acids. Gene Ontology annotation, molecular function: alpha-(1->3)-fucosyltransferase activity. The record is from RefSeq and is a predicted model, not a curated record. Gene Ontology annotation, cellular component: membrane. NCBI's taxonomy places the organism in Eukaryota, Metazoa, Arthropoda, Insecta, Coleoptera, Coccinellidae. The transcript has a single exon.
AUAUGAUUGCCAAAUGGAAUUAGCCAACGUUUUCCUGUUUACGAGCAUGAAAACCAGCGAGACUCAUAAUUAUUUUCGCGAAACAUCCAUUCAAGUGGCGAUAAGUGGAUCAGUGCAUUAGUUCACGUUGAACCAAUGGAAGAAGAUAGUUGUGUAAAUUAUUUACAGAUAAAGGUUUGGUCAGAUAAACAACUACAUAGAAUCUCACGUGGGUUUCUUCAUCGAAAAUCUGAUCAAAAACGUACAGAAAUCUGGAAGAAAUGAAUCGUUUGAAAUUUCUGUUUUUUUCCAGUUCCGUAACACUCCUGCUAUGCUAUAUGUAUAUAACUCAUUCGGUUUAUUCCAUAGAACGAGGCACACAAAAAGAUAUACCAAUAUUAUACUGGACGACGAUGUUCAAAAAAGAGGACUUCAACUUGGGACUUGGUUCGUGGAUAUUCCAAAGCUGCGAAUUUUCCAACUGUUUCACGACUUCCGACAGGAAUUCACUAGGUAUAACCCAGUUCUCCGCACUGAUUUUCCAUCACUUCGACUCAAAUGUGAAUGAUUUACCUCCUGAAAGAUCUCCAACACAACGUUAUAUAUUUUUCACUCUGGAAUCUCCUAGUUAUACAAAGUGGAAACCUUGGGACGGUUUCUACAACUGGACAAUGACCUAUAGGUCAGAUUCAGAUAUAGUGCACCCUUAUGGCUACUUCAGGAAACAAAAAACAGCAUAUCAAAAACCUAGCCCGCAUGAAAUCGUGGAGAAAUCUGGAAAAAUUGCAUGGCUCGUGUCAAAUUGCGCCACUCCUAGCGGGAGAGAAGAAUUGGCGAAAGAAAUCAACAGAUAUAUGCCUGUCGACAUUAUAGGAAAUUGCAAUUUGGAUUCUCCAUUGAAAUGUCCGAAGAGUUCUCAACAACACUGCUAUAAACUUAUAGAACGAAGAUAUAAAUUCUACUUGUCCUUCGAGAAUUCUCUGUGCGAAGAUUACGUGACUGAGAAGUUCUUCAACAUUCUUAAAUUGAAUUUAAUACCUAUAGUAUAUGGGACUGCAAAUUAUACCAGAAUAGCACCACCGAACUCUUAUAUAAACGUGAAAGAUUACCAGAACGUGAGUGAUAUGGUGGAAUAUUUGAAAAUAUUGGACGAUAAUCCAGACCUUUAUUUGACGUACUUCGAGUGGAAAAAAGAUUAUGUUAUAGACAUUUAUCCGAAACAAACCUUGUGCGAUUUGUGUAAAAAAUUGAACAAGCCUGUAGAAUACAAAACAUUAGACAAUUUGGCCCAGUGGUGGUUCUCUGAAACAUGCGAGCCUGGAUAUGAAGCUGAAGAUAGUGAUGACUACCAGGAACAAUCCAGUGAAAGUGUCUUCAGAUCACUCGUUCAGAGAUGAUUGAGCAAGAGAGCGAAUAAAAUCGAAUACCUAUAUUUCCUAAGCUUAAUUAUUUAGUGUAAUCCAGUGUACAUAAUCCCAUAACUUAUAAUAAACUUCCCGUUUGUCUUAU